Molecule: messenger RNA, 684 nt
Organism: Annulohypoxylon maeteangense
Lineage: Eukaryota; Fungi; Ascomycota; Sordariomycetes; Xylariales; Hypoxylaceae
Product: glycoside hydrolase family 61 protein
Exons: 3
Coding region: 1-684 (227 amino acids)
Source: RefSeq, a predicted model, not a curated record
AUGCUUAAAUCAAUUCUCGCCGCGUCUCUAGUUGUGGCCGUUUCGGCUCAUCAAAAUCUCCAUCAGUUCUGGGUCAACGGCGUUUCUCCUGGCUACGAGAUUGGAAUACGCCGUCCUCCUAGUAACAACCCAGUGACCGAUGUAAAGAGUAACGAUAUCGUGUGUAACGUCGGAGGCGACAAGGUGCCCUCAGGGGUGCAGACCGUCCCCGCGCGUGCGGGCGACAAGAUUACAGUUGGUUGGGAUCCAUCGGGUCAUCCUGGUCCUAUCACCCAUUUCUUGUACGGCCCUGUUGAUGAUGCUUCAAAAGCAACGGGGGUGGGAAGUGGAUGGUCCAAGAUUGAUGAACGUGACUAUGUAGAUGGGCACUGGGCAAACGAGGUCGUGCAAAGUGCUGGUGGAAACUACACUUUUGCCUUGCCCAGUAAACUGAAGAGCGGUGAUUAUCUGCUACGGUCUGAAAUGUUGGCGCUACAUGGAGCGCAGACAGUGGGAGGUGCCCAGUUUUAUAUAGGCUGCAUGCAAUUGAAGAUUACUGGAAGUGGAGGGAAAUGCUCGCCGACCAUCUCCUUACCUGGGGCAUAUAACGCCGAGGACAAGAACAUAUAUAUACCCAAUGUAUAUAACGGCUUCGAUCCUACAACUUACACUGCGCCGGGAGGUUCUGUCGCAUCUUGUAAGUAA